AUGUCUGGACGUGGCAAAGGUGGAAAAGGUCUUGGCAAAGGUGGUGCCAAACGACAUCGUAAAGUACUUCGAGAUAAUAUUCAAGGCAUAACAAAACCAGCUAUUCGUCGUUUGGCUCGACGAGGUGGUGUCAAACGUAUAAGUGGUUUAAUCUAUGAAGAAGUACGUGGUGUAUUAAAAAUAUUUUUGGAAAAUGUUAUUCGAGAUGCUGUUACAUAUACUGAACAUGCAAAACGUAAAACAGUUACAGCAAUGGAUGUUGUCUAUGCUCUUAAACGUCAAGGUCGUACACUCUAUGGUUUUGGUUCAUAA
Molecule: messenger RNA, 312 nt
Organism: Rotaria sp. Silwood2
Lineage: Eukaryota; Metazoa; Rotifera; Eurotatoria; Philodinida; Philodinidae
Source: the annotation of a GenBank genome assembly